GAUGAUGAGAGUGGGAAUAGUUAAUGCAGUAGGAGGCAGUAAUAUUAUUAAUAAGAAUAAGGUGGUAGUGAACGUGGUUGGUUACGGUGCAAAAGGUGAUGGAAAGACAGAUUCAAGCAAGGGAUUUGUCAAGGCAUGGAGCGCAGUGUGUGGAUCAAAGAAGGCAGCCACCAUGUACAUCCCCAAGGGAAGGUACCUGCUAAAUCCUAUAGUCUUCAGGGGCCCAUGCAGAAACCGAGUCACUCUCCACAUAGAUGGCACCCUUCUGGCUCCCUCCAACUACUGGGCUAUGGGAAAUUCAGGCUACUGGAUACUCUUCAUCAAAAUCAACAGACUUUCCGUCCUUGGGGGCACCAUAGACGCCAAGGGCGCUGCCUUUUGGGCUUGCAGGAAAUCUGGCAACAAAUGCCCUGUCGGAGCCAGGUCAAUGACUUUCAACUGGGUGAACAAUGGUGUGAUCAGCGGCUUAACAUCAAUCAACAGUCAACAAACUCAUUUGGUAAUAAACAGUUGCACCAACGUGUUAGUCAAGAAUGUUAGGCUGAGAGCGCCUGACCAGAGUCCCAACACAGACGGCAUCCACGUCCAGGGCUCCACCGGUGUCACCAUCACCGGAGCCACAUUACGCACGGGAGACGACUGCAUCUCCAUCGGGCCUGCCACCAAGAAUUUGCACAUGACCAACAUCAACUGUGGACCGGGGCAUGGGGUCAGCAUUGGCAGCCUAGGCAAGGACCAGAACGAAGGAGGGGUUCAAAAUGUCACCCUCACAAACGCCGUCUUCACCGGUUCAGACAACGGUGUCAGAAUCAAGUCUUGGGCAAGACCCACCAAUGGUUUUGUCACCAACAUUGUUUUCCAGAAUCUGAUCAUGAAUGGAGUUAAGAACCCAAUCAUCAUAGACCAGAACUACUGCCCCAGCAACAAGGGUUGUCCACGGCAGAGCUCUGGAGUGAAGAUCACCCAAGUCACCUACAAAAACAUAAGAGGAACUUCUGCCACCAAAGAGGCUGUGAAAUUCGAUUGCAGCGGUAGCAACCCCUGCAGAGGAAUCAGAUUGCACAACAUCAAUCUCACUUAUCGAGUCAACAAAAAUGUGAUUGCCUCUGCCAUUUCCUCCUGCAAGAACAUCGCUGGAACUACCACGGGAGUCCUCAUUCCCCGCCCAUGCAUCCCAAGAUGAUCAUCAUCAUCAAUGGUCAUGAUCGUGAUGAUAUAGCAGCUCAUAUUCCUCAUAUAUAUUAAUUGGUGGGGGUACUGUAGUUUGGUUGUGUACUAUGUAAUUCACACACUUAUUAGAGUACUUACUUAAUAGUACAAUUUAAUUUACUAGCCUUUUGUAUUUAUAUAAAAUAGAAUGCAAUCGAUCGAGCUAGUUUACAACUAUUUACCUGCCUUAAUUUGCUUCUAUAUAUAACAUUUGGAAGCUAGUUUAGUGGAUUUGGGAAAAGCCAUAUAUUGCUCCUCCUCCUAAAUCCUGAUGAUGAUGUACACCUACUCAUGAUUAAUCAGUUUCUGAUUGUAUAUGUAAAUAAAUGUAAUGUAGUAUGUGAAUGUAAUGCUUGUUGGGUUUAAAAGUUCUUGUAUUAAUUAAUGAACUGAUGACCAUAAGGAUUCCUUUAAUGCAUCUAAGUACGUACGUAAUUGAAAACAAAAAAAAAAAUGUUAAAAUCACUUAAGUCUUCUUAAGUGUCCAAUUUCUCUCUUACAACUCGCAUUAGUGAUGUUGUGUGAAGAAAAGGUAACACUCUGUACAUCAAAGUGAAAAAUAAAUGAAGAAAAUGCCUAAAAAAUAAAUAUGUAGUAGUAAGUAGUGUGGGUAUGGGCAUAUAUGUAUAUGCAUCUACAACUGCUUCAAAUUGUCAGUCCUGGGUGGAUCUGCCUUGUAUGAUGAUGAUGAUG
Molecule: messenger RNA, 1902 nt
Organism: Cannabis sativa
Lineage: Eukaryota; Viridiplantae; Streptophyta; Magnoliopsida; Rosales; Cannabaceae
Product: polygalacturonase
Exons: 2
Coding region: 2-1183 (393 amino acids)
Biological process (GO): carbohydrate metabolic process
Molecular function (GO): polygalacturonase activity
Source: RefSeq, a predicted model, not a curated record